Molecule: messenger RNA, 438 nt
Organism: Ostertagia ostertagi
Lineage: Eukaryota; Metazoa; Nematoda; Chromadorea; Rhabditida; Trichostrongylidae
Source: the annotation of a GenBank genome assembly
AUGGAGUAUCUGGAUGAAAAAUAUCCAGAUCGAUUCCCUCUUCUUCCGAAAGAUAAGGUUAUGCGAGCUCAAGCGCGAGCCGUCGCUCUGCAAAUCGCUGCCAAUAUUCAACCACUGCAGAAUAAUGCUGUUGUGAAGUAUUUGAAUGCAGAAAAGCCUGGCUAUGGUCAGAAGUGGGCUUCUCACUGGAUAAUGCGGGGACUUGGAGACUUAGAGCAGUUGGUAUCGAAAACCACCGGUGGCAAGUAUGCUGUUGGUGACCAGCUCACCAUAGCCGACAUUUGCAUUCCAUCCAUUCUAUACAACGCUAGAAGAUUUGGUGUGGAAGUUUCGAUGUACCCAAACCUGUGCAAGAUCGAGGCUGUCACGGCAGAGAUCCCUGAGUUCCAAGCUGCUCAUCCAGAUCGACAACCAGAUGCAAAUUUGGAUGCCAAGUGA